CAGAGGCUUAGUUACAACACAACAGUGGCAGUUGUGUUGUAGACUCGCUUUGGAGUGGUUGUAAUUUGACUUUAUCGACACACAGAGGGAGGCAAACAGAGAAAAGGAUGGCGGAGUUUACAAGUUCCAGAUCUGAGCAACCCAAAUCGAAAAUCUCAUUUGAGGUUACCAUGGAUAAUGAUGAAUUCGAAGUCAAAUACAAAGACAACCCCACGUGGGCUCACAUCUCAAGAUGGAACUGUGAGGUUGUUCCUGCGACAUUUGACCUCCUAAUUCACAGAGAACUGUACACAAUUGGGGGGUUACCGAAAACAUUUGCUGACUGCCUAAAAGUUACUCUUACAAGUGUACGGAACAGGAAGCAGUGUUUAAUAUUUGCAUUCGGACAUGACACUCUUGUCGAUGCUGUUGAUAUGGUCAAUAAGUUCGUGGAAGUUAAGCAAACAAUUUUGAAGUUCAUUCGUCAGAUUAAUGCAAAAGUGAAAGACAUUAGUUUGAAGUGCUGGGUAGGAGAGCAGAAUGGAUCAUCAGAGGAGGAAGUCAAGAAUGCAGGUACUUUAUCUGGUGAAACAAGAAACAAGAGCGAGUCGGUAUUGUUUUUGGCACCUGGUAAAAGUGAUGGAUAUAAAUCAGAAACAGACUGGUUUUGCAAACUUGGCAAGGAUGAAUUUGAAAUGGACCUGACAUCAUCAAACGCAACGUUUACCAGAUUAAAGCAUAUGCUUGAAGAUACAUAUCGUUGUAUAUUGAAACGCGUGCGGCGAGGAAGCUUCAUAUUUGAAUGUAAGCAUGAGUCCCGGGAGAAUGCUGUCAAGAUGAUGAAGGAUCAUGCGAAGGUCAAGGACACGAUCUUUGUAUGUCUUCACGACAUGGAUCCUCGUGUCAAUGCCAUCAGGGUAGAUGUCGAAUACAGAGAAGAUCACGUGGAAAUUGAUCGUCCGCAGUUGGUUGAACCUGGUCCCCAAGCCAAGGGAUACGUGAAUAAAGAGGAAGAAGACAAAAUUGGAGCCGAGCUAAAGCAACAGAUGGCAUUUUUGACCAAACAGCAGACGGAAACAUUGGAAAAACUGAACGAGCUCCAACAAGCACAAAUGGCAGACUCACGGGUGUCGAUGUGGAUGAAGUCUGAUGCUCCUCAACAGUCGGAAAGCAGUGGAUUCUUUACAGCAACAGAAACAAUGACAGUUGUAAGUGAGGACCAGUUUCAGGCUACCGAAGAUCUGUCAGAAGAUGAAGGAGGAUAUGAAGACGAAAACGGCGUCAGUAAACCGCGGCAAAAGUCUGAAUCAGUUAUUCGUCCGACAAGACAACUGGCAGACCUGAAGCAAGAACUGAAGGCAACCACUGACAGGAUGCGCCUACUUGAAACCAAGAAAGCGACACCGACACGCGACCUCCAUGAUGCCAGCAAGGAGGGGGACAUGGCGGACGUGAAGCGGAUCCUGGCAGAAGGUCGGGCUGACGUCAACGGUAGAGACGGGAUAGGGAUGACACCGGUGAUGUGGGCAGCACACAGGGGACACAGAGACGUGGUGGAGUUCCUGGUGAGUGGAGGUGCUGAUGUGUCACUGGUGGACGAGGGCGGUGACAACACCCUUCACUUCGCCUGUAUGACAGGACAUGUGGAGACGGUGAAGUUUGUGCUGUCUCUGAACGUGGCGGACAUCAACUGUAGAGACAGGGUCGGGAUGACACCGAAGAUGUGGGCAGAAAAGUGGGGACACAGAGACGUGGUGGAGUUCCUGUGACACUGACUCCCGCACGUAGAGACCCCGAGGCAGACCGCUACCUCCGUGACGCCAGCAUGGAGGGAAACAUGGCGGCCGUGAAGCGGAUCCUGGCAGAAGGUCGGGCUGACGUCAACUGUAGAGUGAAGGGGCUGAUGUGUCACUGGUGGACGGGGUCGGUGACAACACCCUUCACUUCGCCUGUAAUGGAGGAGAUGUGGAGACGGUGGAGUUUGUGCUGUCUCUGAACGUGGUGGACAUCAACAGUAGAUAGAUAGAUAGAUAGAUCAUCUUUAUUUCCUCCAGUUGAUGAAGAUACAUUGAUAUGAGAUAUAAAUAUAUAUAUAUAACAGCUGAUAUAUUGUAUGUACAGACAGUUUCACAUCGUUAUCAAAUAAUGUUUCUUAGUAGGUUUUUCCACAUUUUAACAGUUUUACAUACACGAAGCAUGAUAUUUGCCCAUAGAUUGUAUUCAAUUGCCAUAGUACUUUCUGUUGGCAAACCGCCAAGUAAAAAGGACAGAAAGGUUUCGUCAUCAUCGUUCCAGAUACUAGAAAAAGUUGUCACAUCUAGCAAAUCAAUAAUAGACUCAACAAGAAUAUUUCUUUGUUGUUGAGUCUUUUUACAAUACAUAAACACAUGUUUGAUAAUAUCAAAAGCAAAUGUGCCGCAUAAACAUUCAUCAGAUUGUAUACUGUAGGUGCUAAGGCAUAAUAAAUAUGCUAAAUCAUA
Haliotis rufescens (red abalone) is the source of this 2459-nucleotide messenger RNA. Its product is annotated as ankyrin repeat and KH domain-containing protein mask-like. The transcript has 12 exons. Gene Ontology annotation, molecular function: protein binding. The coding region runs from base 108 to 1748 and encodes 546 amino acids. NCBI's taxonomy places the organism in Eukaryota, Metazoa, Mollusca, Gastropoda, Lepetellida, Haliotidae. The record is from RefSeq and is a predicted model, not a curated record.